GUUGGGGGUUUCGGGGAAACUUCCACCUCGUCUCAAGAGCACCCGCGUGGGCAGCAUUGGGCCCGACGUGCUGGUCUCUCUGCUAGCAUGGCGACGUCAGAUCGGACGUCCUUUACCAACCUCGCCGAGGUCGGGGACAAAAUCAACGAGCGCUCGAUGACGCCAGCGAAAAGCACUGACCGCCACAUGCUCAAGAAGAAGGGACCCUCCAAUACCCGCCGGCUAUUGCCACUGGACCUCUCGGCGUUUGAUGUGCCCAAUUCCAAGUCCAAACGCAUUUUUCAGCGCAAAGACCUGGUCGAGGCCGUUCGACGGGUCAACUCGCCGAUCGUGCUGCCGUCUCGCUUCGAAUCGACGUCGUCGCUCGGGAGCUCGUCGUCGCUCGGCAGCGUCCAUGGCGACGGUCCCGAGUCGUCGUCCGACUCGAACAAGGACGUGGCGACACUGGAAGACGGCGUCAACCUCAAUGCGCGCAAGUACAAUGAGCGCAAGCGCGUCGCCGACGCCAAGGAAAAAGAGCUCUCGACGCUCGUGGACCAGUACCGAGCGAUGCAGAUCGAGACGGACGAGCUCGACCGGAUCCAGAACCAAGAAUCGCACGGCGCCAAGGAGAUCCAGCGGCUCAACACCGAGAUCGAAGAGUGCAUGCUCUCGAUGGAGGAAAAGAUGCACACGCGGCGACAGCUGGAACAUAUGAUUCGGCGUCUCCAGACGAACCAAAUCAAGUUUGACUCGCACAUCCAGGCCAUGUCGGUGGCUGUCGAGGCGAGUGCGCGCGAAGCCGAAGAAGUCCGCAUUCUGAGCCGGCAGCUCGAAGCCGGCAAGUCGCGCACGAUCCAGCUGCUCCAAGAUCUGCAGCAGCAAGUGGUGAUCGAGCGCAAGCAGCGCACACGAGAGCUCUCGGAGCACUCGAUCAAGGCCAAGAACGCCGAACGUAUGGAGCAGUGGCGGCUCAAGCGCAUGAAGCAGCGCUCCGAGCUCGCGGCCGAGCUCCGCGGCGACCUCUCGUACGACGAAGAGCGGCGGCUACUGCGCGACAUUGAGAACCGGCGAAAGGCCAACGCCGACUUGGGCGCCGCAAACAUGGAGAUUUCGCAGCGCGCGACGGACCACGACCAAGUCGUUGACCAAAUGAAGCAAGUCACAGGCGCAAGCAGCCUCCAGGAUGUCGUCGACAAGUUUGCGGCCCAGAGCUUGAGCAACCAGUCGCUCGAGAAGGAAAAAGUGCGCGCCGAAGCGCGACUCUCGAACGCGAAAUUCGCCAAGGAGAAUGCACUCAAGGCGCUCAACGACUUGAAGGCGUCCGGUAUUGGCGGCAUUGAGCUCAAUCGGGAUGUGUACACCGCGCUGGAGAAUGACAUUUUACAAGCAAAAGGCCUUCUCAAGACCAACAAGGCUGCGUACGACUGCUUGGACGGUGUCCUUGCGGCCGUCCGCCAGGGGGCCAGCAGCCUCGUGCAACGCCUCGCACCGUUCGACGAGCUCCUCGAGAUCAACGACGACGCACUCGUGACGCUCAACGGCAAGGACACGGGCCACGACUUGCUCUCGAUCGCCGAAAUCAAAUUUGCCAAAGUCGUCGAGCUCGUCGGCCAGCAAAACGGCGCCGGCGGCGGCUUCACCGGGUACGGCGGCGACGGCGACGACGGCUUUGACGACCAUGGCGGCCGCCACGACCACGGUGACGAGGCCAAGCACCUUAUCUGGUCGCCCCACGGCAACUCGGACCCGGUCGUCCAUCGCAACAACAUUCGGGUCAAGGCCAAGACGGGCGGACACCCAGACAGCGCACGCUCGGAUGCAUCGAGCUCGUCGGGCGUCGGCGACGACGAGCCGGUGGUCGCCAACGGCCCGAUCCUCGACGUGCUCGUGCCGUCGCGCGACAUUCUCAAGAUGAGCAGCAACCGUCAUUUCUCCGAAGUGAUGCGAAAAAAAGAGCUCGCGGAGAAGCGCAAGAACGCGACCGAGCGCGGCAUCUCGGACGAAGAACUCACGUCCAAACUCAAGAAAAAGAAUCAGAACGAAGCGGACAAGCGCCUCUCGACAAAUCCUCUCCUGCGCAUGGGGCUGCCCCCCGGCGUCUCGCAAAAGGACGACGCGUUGACCAAGUCGAACGCGUUCAUUACGCAAAUGCCGCAGCUUUUAUAGACACUAGUACUAUAGUUUACACCACAAACACACGACGUAGUAUGAUUCAAAA
Messenger RNA from Saprolegnia diclina VS20, 2200 nucleotides. RefSeq lists its product as hypothetical. Lineage: Eukaryota; Oomycota; Saprolegniomycetes; Saprolegniales; Saprolegniaceae. The record is from RefSeq and is a predicted model, not a curated record. Bases 88 to 2148 code for a protein of 686 amino acids. Gene Ontology annotation, biological process: outer dynein arm assembly; cilium movement. Gene Ontology annotation, cellular component: cilium. The transcript has 11 exons.